CUUCUUCCCCAUGGCUAUGACGGUGCAGGCCCUGAGCACUCGUCCUGCCGGAUGGAACGGUUCUUACAGUUGUGUGACAGCUCAGAAGAGGGAGUCGAUGGGGACCAGGUCAACAUGUCAGUUGUGCAUCCCACCACCCCAGCACAGUAUUUCCAUUUACUCCGGCGGCAAAUGGUCCGAAACUUCAGGAAACCUCUCAUCGUUGCUUCUCCCAAAGUGUUACUCAGGCUCCCUGCUGCUGUAUCAAGUUUUGAAGAAAUGGCCCCAAGGACAACAUUCAAGCCUGUCAUUGGUGACUCCUCAGUAGAUCCUAAAAGUGUCACCCAAGUGGUGCUGUGUUCUGGUAAGCAUUACUAUGCUUUGGUGAAGCAAAGAGAGACACUAGGAGAGAAACAACACAACACUGCUAUUCUGAGACUUGAAGAACUGUGUCCUUUCCCCCUGGAAGCUCUACAGCAAGAGUUGAGCAAAUACAGCCGUGCAAAAGUCUUCACCUGGAGUCAGGAAGAACCACAGAACAUGGGUCCGUGGUCCUUUGUGUCACCACGGUUUGAAAAGCAGCUGGGGGUUAAGCUCCAUCUUGUGAGUAGACCUCCUUUACCAGCCCCAGCAGUUGGCAUUGGAACCUUACACCACCAGCAGCAGGAAGACAUUCUUACCAACACAUUUAUCUAAGUUUUCAGUGGUUGGAUGACUCCUCCUGUCAGUCAUAUUUGGUGCCUCCUCUUGUGAAGAAAAACAAAAGCCAGACCCUUAAGACUUGUAGUUCUUCAAAAUGGAAGAAAAGAAUGGAACAAGUUCUAUAACGAUGAAGCAAUUUUUUCAUGUAGAGGAAUACCUAAAAUGAGAGGUAGUGCCUGUUACUCUAGAUACUUCUUGUUCUCUUGUAGUAUUUUCUACAAAACAUCUUUUUAAAGUUUUAAAAAA
Messenger RNA from Cariama cristata (Red-legged seriema), 927 nucleotides. Its product is annotated as probable 2-oxoglutarate dehydrogenase E1 component DHKTD1, mitochondrial. The transcript is spliced from 6 exons. Gene Ontology annotation, molecular function: oxoglutarate dehydrogenase (succinyl-transferring) activity; thiamine pyrophosphate binding. Gene Ontology annotation, biological process: tricarboxylic acid cycle. The coding region runs from base 52 to 675 and encodes 207 amino acids. The record is from RefSeq and is a predicted model, not a curated record. NCBI's taxonomy places the organism in Eukaryota, Metazoa, Chordata, Aves, Cariamiformes, Cariamidae.